AUGGUUACAGUCAUCGUUACUGUUACCGUUACCGUCAGUGUUAUCGUCACCAUCCCUGAUACCAUUACCAUCAUGGUUACUGUCAUAGUUACUAUCACCUUUACCAUCACCGUUACCAUUACCGUUACCGUUAUUGUCACUGUUAUUGUCACCGUUACCAUUACUGUCACUAUUACCGUCACCGUCAUCGUUACCAAUACCAAUACUGUUAUCAUCAUCGUUACUGAUGUUGUUACCAUCACCGUCACUAUUACCGUUACCGUUAUCGUCACCGUCACCAUCACUGUUACCAUCACUUUCAUCAUUACCGAUACCGUCACUCUUACUGUCAUUGUUACCGUCAUCAUUAUCGCUACCGUUACCGUUACCUCAUCGUUAUCAUUAUCAUUACGGUUAUCGUCACCGUCACCAUUACUGUCACCGUUACCUUUAUCGUUACGGUUAUGCGUCACCGUUACCGUUAUUGUUAUUGAUACUGUUACCAUCACCGUCACUGUUACUGUUAUCGGUACCGUCACUGUCUUCAUUACAAUCACUUUCACCAUUACCGUCACCAUUACCGUUAAUGUUAUUGUCACCAUUAUCGUCAACGUUACCGGUAUCGUUACCGUUCAUUUCACCGUCACCUUUAUCGUUACCAUUACAGUCACCGUCACUGUUAUUUUUACUGUUAUCGUUACUGUCAUCUUAACCGUUAUCGUUACUAUUACUUUCACCGUUACCAUCACCAUCACUGUCACUAUCACUGUUACCGAUACUGUUACCGUUAUCGUCACUAUUACUAUCACCGUGACUGUCAUCGUUACCGUUACCGAUACUGUCACCAUUAUUGUUAUCGUUAUCGUUAUCGUCACCGUCACCGUUACCAUCACUUUUACCGUUAUCGUCAUCGUUACCGAUUAUGUCACCCAUACCAUCACUGUUAUCAUUACCGUCAUCAUUACCGUUACCGUGACUAUUAUCGUCAUCAUUACUAUUACUGUUUCCGUUAUUGUUAUUGUCACCGUUAUCGUCAUCGUUACCUUUACCAUUAUCGUUAUCGUUACCGUUAUCGUUAUCGUUACCAUUAUCGUUACCGUUACCAUUACCGUUAUUGUUACUAUUACCGUCAUUGUUAUUGUCACCGUUACCGUUACCGUGAUCGUUACUGUUACUGUGACUGUUACUGUCACUGUUACCAUCACCGUUACCGUCACCAUUAUUGUUACUGGCUAUUCAUAG
This is a messenger RNA of Vitis vinifera (wine grape), 1221 nucleotides long. RefSeq lists its product as uncharacterized. Bases 1 to 1221 code for a protein of 406 amino acids. Lineage: Eukaryota; Viridiplantae; Streptophyta; Magnoliopsida; Vitales; Vitaceae. The transcript has 4 exons. The record is from RefSeq and is a predicted model, not a curated record.